Loa loa (African eye worm) is the source of this 1412-nucleotide messenger RNA. RefSeq lists its product as hypothetical. Lineage: Eukaryota; Metazoa; Nematoda; Chromadorea; Rhabditida; Onchocercidae. The record is from RefSeq and is a predicted model, not a curated record. Bases 17 to 1336 code for a protein of 439 amino acids. Gene Ontology annotation, cellular component: Golgi membrane. The transcript has 11 exons. Gene Ontology annotation, molecular function: fatty-acyl-CoA binding.
UUCAAGUUACUUGCUUAUGGAGAUCCAGGCAUCUGAACGAGACGAUGACACGGCUAUUGCAGAAAUCGACUUAAUUAUGAACAAAUUUGGAGCGCCACUGGAGGAUGUAUACAAAUUGGCCGUAUCUUUUUACCGAGAAAGAAAACAGAGUUGUGAGCUUAUGGUACCAUACGAGAAACGAUUAUUAUUCAUGGCAUACUCGAAGCAGGUACGCCACGGUCCUUAUGAUGCAGCUGCAGAUGAUUCAGGAUGGUUUGACCUCAUUGGCAACGAUAGAAUGAAAGCUUGGAAAGACUUGGGUAACUUAAGUGCUUCGGAUGCAAUGUCAGCAUUCAUCACACUACUCGAUGUUGUCUGUCCACCAUUUCGUGAUUUUGUCAGUGAACAUUUACAGUCACAAACGAAUCUCAGAAGUGAACACCAACAAAAUAAUGUUCAAUCUGAUGCUUCUCAAGCAAUGAAUGAUAUGGAAAAAUUUGAAGCACAGCGACAGCAAAUUCAAGAAGCUCUCAACCGUCAAACAUAUCAUCAGUUUCGGGCAUACGCUCAACAACAAUUUGUAGGCGACCUUAUCCAGCAGGAGGCAUUGAUCAAACAACUCCAGGAGCAGCACUAUCAACAGUACAUGGCUCAAAUAUAUGCACAACAAGCUAAAGUAGUUGGCGCAUCUCCGGAGAGCGGACUUACUUCAGCGAAAAAUUUGGAUGGGGAAGAUAGCGCGCAGAAUAAAGCUGAUAGUGAAGGGAAGCGAAAUCCAAAUCAGAAUUCGGAUGUUUCCGAUGAGGAAGCUGGCGAGGAUUUACCUUCGAAUCCUGUGAUAGCACCAGCAUCAAUGUGGAAUCGCCAAGAUAUUGUGGAAUUCAAGACUGCAAUCCGGAAAGAAGGUAGUGAGAGCAUCAUCAAAGUUGGACAUGGUGAAACAGUAACGGUCCGUGUACCAACUCAUGAGGAGGGCAGUUGUUUGUUUUGGGAAUUUGCAACCGACCAUUAUGAUAUUGGUUUUGGUGUCUUUUUUGAAUGGACAAUUUCUCAAACAAAUCAUGUCUCCGUUCAUGUAUCGGAAUCGUCCGAUGAAGAAGCGGACGAAGACUUUUUACAAGUAGAACUGAGGACUAGUGACGUGGAAAGCGGUAGUUCUGUAAGGGAGAAGCAGAUGGGCCAGAGCAAACCACAUGUCGAUGAAAUUGUCCCCAUUUAUCGACGUGAUUGUCAUGAAGAGGUGUACGCUGGUAGUCACGUAUAUCCAGGACAAGGUGUAUACUUGUUGAAGUUUGACAAUUCAUAUUCUUUGUGGCGGUCCAAAACGUUGUAUUAUCGAGUGUAUUACAGUAAUUGACCAGGAGAUUCACGAUUUCUGAGAAACGUUACGUUGAAUGAUGAGCAGUUCAUUUAUUCGUAUGAAAGCCAUAUCG